Haliotis rufescens (red abalone) is the source of this 1972-nucleotide messenger RNA. RefSeq names its product cell wall adhesin EAP1-like. Bases 464 to 1618 code for a protein of 384 amino acids. The record is from RefSeq and is a predicted model, not a curated record. Lineage: Eukaryota; Metazoa; Mollusca; Gastropoda; Lepetellida; Haliotidae. The transcript has 4 exons.
UGACAUCUGUUGUCUCCAGAUUAACAGCUGGGGUCACGUAAGGCCAUAGACUGUUUUCCGGAUCCUCUGAUUGGUCUUGCUGCUGUUGCUCUGCUUUUCAAGGAAUUAAUGGACCGUUGUCGCCCACCAUAAAACAUCAUCUGCUAAAACAAAUGGCGGCUGUCAAAACACAUUGGGCAAGGCUUGUGAGCCUUGAAAUAUUGUAGUUUUUGCAGUAAUAGAGGAACUUGCAUAUGAAUGAAGUCAUGACUGACCGUACCCCAAAAAGGAUGUGCAGGAAGGGUGUGCGACAAAUGCAUCCAACAGGGAUAACACCCAAAAGAAAGAAAAAUUUCUCAGGAACCAUGCCAUAAUGGGAGAUGGACUAGAGAUGAGGAGAAAUUUUUGACACACUCUGUGGAGAGCAGGGAGGUGGGAGGUGGAAAAUAUCAAAUACAAAGACUGGAAGGACUGUGCCGAUCAAAUGAAUACUGCCUUUCAACUUAACAGGACAGCUUCAUCAUGCAUGAAUGCAUUCACCCGAAAACGCAGAUUGAAUCCACCAUCUAAAAAGACCAGAGAAGUGGGUGUACAGACUGAUGCAACUUUUGGGCCUUUGAUUGAAGUGACCUGGUCAUGUAGCAGUCAGGCACUUUAUACCAUUCAUUCGCAUUCCUUAAUAAGAUCUAUGUUAUCAAAUGUAUCAGUCAGUGAACCAGCCUCACCUGCUAUAUGCUCACAGACCAGCUGCCAUGUCUCUGAUAUACCGUCAACUGAUGCCACACAUAACUACUCGCAACCAGUUACAGUCAGUAAACCAUCCGCACCUGCUAUACGCCCACAGACCUGCCAUGUCUCUGAUAUACCGUCAACUGAUGCCACACAUAACUACUCGCAACCAGUUACGGUCGGUAAACCAUCCGCACCUGCUAUACGCCCACAGACCUGCCAUGUCUCUGAUAUACCGUCAACUGAUGCCACACAUAACUACUCGCAACCAGUUACAGUCAGUAAACCAUCCGCACCUGCUAUACGCCCACAGACCUGCCAUGUCUCUGAUAUACCGUCAACUGAUGCCACACAUAACUACUCGCAACCAGUUACAGUCAGUAAACCAUCCGCACCUGCUAUACGCCCACAGACCUGCCAUGUCUCUGAUAUACCGUCAACUGAUGCCACACAUAACUACUCGCAACCAGUUACAGUCAGUAAACCAUCCGCACCUGCUAUACGCCCACAGACCUGCCAUGUCUCUGAUAUACCGUCAACUGAUGCCACACAUAACUACUCGCAACCAGUUACGGUCGGUAAACCAUCCGCACCUGCUAUACGCCCACAGACCUGCCAUGUCUCUGAUAUACCGUCAACUGAUGCCACACAUAACUACUCGCAACCAGUUACAGUCAGUGAACCAGCCACACCUGCUAUACGCCCACAGACCUGCCAUGUCUCUGAUAUACCGUCAACUGAUGCCACACAUAACUACUCGCAACCAGUUACAGUCAGUGAACCAGCCACACCUGCUAUACGCCCACAGACCUGCCAUGUCUCUGAUAUACCGUCAACUGUCACGUUUCCAUACAUUGGGUAUCAACAAAGUGUAUCGAUACCUUGCAGGUGUAUACUGUUUUGUUUAUAAAUUUAUUUUGAUUGCAAAUAAUUGGGGUAUUUUUACUAGUCUACAAAUAAUCUGCUUCAGAGUUACCAUCUACCUUGGACGAAGUGGUAAUCCACAAGGAAAUGUCAGUAGUCCUAGACUAGAAGAUGUAUGCUAAUUUAAAACAUUGAAUAAAACAACUUUUAACAUGAAUUAUGCUCGUUAUGGAUUCAUGUUGUUCUAUAAUAAGGCCUAAAGGGUAUGAUAAUACAAACGGAUGGAAGACAGUACAUCUGCAGUCCAACUUUGCAACUUCGACAUUACAUAAACAGCGGUAGAAACUAACAGUUUCAGUCCACUAGUCCUUAUAAUGAUAUCAUAUAGCAAAACCUUUAA